UCACCACCAACACCACCAACACCAUCACCACAAUCACCUCCACCACCAUCACCAUCACCACCACCAUCUCCCCCAUCACCAUCACCACCACCACCACCAUCACCACCAUCACCAUCACCACCACCACCAUCAUCACCACCACCACCACCAUCACCACCACCACCACCACCAUCACCACCACCACCACCAUCACCACCACCACCAUCAAAACCAUCACCACCAUCACCACCAUCACCACCACCACCACCAUCACCACCACCACCAUCACCACCAUCACCACCACCACCACCAUCACCACCAUCACCAUCACCACCAUCACCACCUUCACCACCAUCACCACCAUCACCACACUCACCACCAUUACCACCAUCACCACCAUCAUCACCACCACCACCAUCACCACCACCACCAUCACCUCCACCACCAUCACCAUCACCACCACCAUCUCCCCCAUCACCAUCACCACCACCACCACCAUCACCACCAUCACCAUCACCACCACCACCAUCAUCACCACCAUCACCACCAUCACCACCACCACCAUCACCACCACCACCAUCAUCACCACCAUCACCAUCACCACCAUCACCACCACCACCACCAUCACCACCACCACCAUCACCACCAUCACCAUCACCACCAUCACCACCUUCACCACCAUCACCACCAUCACCACACUCACCACCAUUACCACCAUCACCACCAUCAUCACCACCACCACCAUCACCACCACCACCAUCACCUCCACCACCAUCACCAUCACCACCACCAUCUCCCCCAUCACCAUCACCACCACCACCACCAUCACCACCAUCACCAUCACCACCACCACCAUCAUCACCACCAUCACCACCAUCACCACCACCACCAUCACCACCACCACCAUCAUCACCACCAUCACCACCACCAUCAUCACCACCAUCACCACCAUCACCAUCAUCCUCACCAUCAGCAUCAUCAGCACCACCAGAACCACCACCAUCACCAUCACCACCACCAUCUCCCCCAUCACCAUCACCACCACCACCACCAUCUCCCCCAUCACCAUCACCACCACCACCACCAUCACCACCAUCACCAUCACCACCACCACCAUCAUCACCACCAUCACCACCACCACCAUCAUCACCACCAUCACCAUCACCACCAUCACCACCACCACCACCAUCACCACCACCACCAUCACCACCAUCACCAUCACCACCAUCACCACCUUCACCAGCAUCACCACCAUCACCACACUCACCACCAUUACCACCAUCACCACCAUCAUCACCACCACCACCAUCACCACCACCACCAUCACCUCCACCACCAUCACCAUCACCCCCACCAUCUCCCCCAUCACCAUCACCACCACCACCACCAUCACCACCAUCACCAUCACCACCACCACCAUCAUCACCACCAUCACCACCAUCACCACCACCACCAUCACCACCACCACCAUCAUCACCACCAUCACCACCACCAUCAUCACCACCAUCACCACCAUCACCAUCAUCCUCACCAUCAGCAUCAUCAGCACCACCAGUACCACCACCAUCACCACCACCACCACCAUCACCACCAUCACCACCCCCACCAUCACCAUCACCACCAUCACCACCCUCACCACCAUUACCA
This is a messenger RNA of Cavia porcellus (domestic guinea pig), 1626 nucleotides long. RefSeq names its product basic proline-rich protein-like. The record is from RefSeq and is a predicted model, not a curated record. The annotation marks the transcript as partial. NCBI's taxonomy places the organism in Eukaryota, Metazoa, Chordata, Mammalia, Rodentia, Caviidae. The transcript is spliced from 2 exons.